AUCUUAAACAGUCAUUAUGAUCGAGAAAUACAAUUUCUUUCUUCUCAUCUUACUUUUCAUGCUCAUCAAGUCGUCUCACUAUAUAUUUAUGAUACAAUUCGUGAUCGUUCAUCUAUUAUUAGUUUACUAUUUAAUCGACAUCAUUUUAUUAAUCUUCAAUCAUGUAAAUUUAUCUCGAUUAAUUCAUCAACUGAACUUGAUAAUGUUAUUAAACAAGUUAAAAGUUUGAAUAGACUUGUUACAUUUGUUAUCACCCAACCAAUUUAUCAAAAUAACAAUAAAAAAUACAUAUGUGAUAUAACUCGAACUAUAUUGAUGCACAAAUCAUCUUCUCUUCGUUCAGUUAUGCUUCGUUAUAAUUAUGAUUACUUAGACAUAUCAACUUAUACUUCAAUUGCUUCGAAUCUUAUAUCACUUGAUUUGUUAAUGUCUGGCACACUGAAUAUAGUUUCAUUAUAUUCAAUUUUGCCAAUUCUUCGUGUUUGUCAUAGAAUACGGUAUCUACAUGUCAUAAUAAACCAUCAAAUUAUACCUGAAUAUGUUAAUUUAAAUGUUUCAAUUCGCCAUCCAUUUAUUAAUGAAAAUAAUCUUCCUAUAUCACCACAAGUGACAACCUUCGAUUUAUCAACAUUUGGUAUAUGUGACUUUCGUUCAAUCGCUUAUAUUUUACGUUGUAUGCCUAAUCUUAUUCGGUUUAAAUUUCUUCAUGGAACACAAAGAGUACCCUUGCCAGUUGUUGAUAAUUUAGUCAAUGGUUAUGCAUGGCAACAGAUAUUUAGACAUGGUCGUAAAUUCAUUUCAACAUUUCGUUGA
This is a messenger RNA of Rotaria sordida, 813 nucleotides long. NCBI's taxonomy places the organism in Eukaryota, Metazoa, Rotifera, Eurotatoria, Philodinida, Philodinidae. The record is from the annotation of a GenBank genome assembly.